Molecule: messenger RNA, 516 nt
Organism: Trypanosoma brucei brucei TREU927
Lineage: Eukaryota; Euglenozoa; Kinetoplastea; Trypanosomatida; Trypanosomatidae
Exons: 1
Coding region: 1-516 (171 amino acids)
Source: RefSeq, a predicted model, not a curated record
AUGCCACCAAAGCGUGCUGGAAAAUCAAAAAAGAAGCCAAAGCCACCACCCCCUGUUGUGUUUUACAUUUCUACAAUCGAGGAAUUCAGUGAAAAGGUGGAGAAAUAUGAGGGUUGUUGCCUUGUGGCCACUGUCGCGACUCACUGCAGCAUGUGCUCCACUACUGUUGUACCAUAUCUGGAGAAUCUCAAUACCUCAAGACCAGCGGCGCUUGCCGCACUGAACAUUGUGGUGAUUAAUGUCGACACCGAGUCUGCGGAAUUGUGCAAGUCGCUUCAGUUUGGUGCCAUUCCAACUUUCUUUUCCUAUUCAUACGGAAAGCUGAUGCACACUUUCUCCGGUAAUAAUAUGGACAAGGCGUUGUUAAUAGCGAAAAUAGCUGCCCAGCAGGCUGAACUAGAUAAGGCUGAAGCUGCAGCAGCGGCUAAGGAACUAGUAAAUGCUGCAGGUGGAACUGCUCCUGACGGCGCUGCUGGCGUUGCAGAUGCGGCCCCCGCACCGGCAGCAGUUGAAUGA